Molecule: messenger RNA, 2864 nt
Organism: Vigna angularis (adzuki bean)
Lineage: Eukaryota; Viridiplantae; Streptophyta; Magnoliopsida; Fabales; Fabaceae
Product: probable disease resistance protein At5g66890
Exons: 6
Coding region: 258-2660 (800 amino acids)
Biological process (GO): defense response to fungus
Molecular function (GO): ADP binding
Source: RefSeq, a predicted model, not a curated record
AUAGAUAGUUGAUCUCACUCAUCCCAAAGUCACCUCAACUAAAAGCUUUGUAGGAAACUUCUACUUGACACGAAACACGGUUUGGAGGGAAAGGGCAGAAUUUUGAUGUGAACAAAAAUAUCUGGUACCAGGUUCUUCAACGAAACAGCAUCUUAGAAGGAAAGAAAAAAAAAAAAAAAGAAAAAAAAUUCUUCGGAGCAUUAUUGUUGGCAUUCUUUGUUAUUUCACCACACUUUUUCUAUUUUCUUAAUUCCGUCAUGGCUAUGGUUCUGGAUGCUGUUGUUGGACAAGUGCUUGAUGAACUGCUGAGCACUGUUAUUGCAAUGAAAGACAGGGCAGUGAAGUUCAGAGCCACCCUGGAAAAGUUGCAUUCCACCCUCGAAAAAGUAGAACCGAAGGCUAGGCAGAUAUAUGCUCUUAACAAGCGAUUGGAUAAACCAGCUGAAGAAUCGCAGAAGCUGAUCGAUGAGAUGCAGAAGGGGAAGGAGCUUGUUAUUGAGUGCUCCAAAGUUGAUUGGUGGAAUUGCUGUUAUAAGGCCAGUUCCCAAGAGAAACUUCAAGACUUGAUCGAUUCUAUUACUCUGUACUUUCAAUUGGAUAUGCAAGGAAAUAUAAAUGUCAUUGUAUUGGAGAACCAGCACCUGCUGAAGAAGCUUGUGGAGAGUGUUCCGAGAAGGAUUGAAGGCUUGUGCUCUCCACCUGAACCCCCAGCUUUCACUGUUGGGCUGGAUGUUCAUUUGGGGGCGUUGAAGUUCAAGUUGCUGGAGAAUCAUCAUGAGGGGUCGGUGCUCACGGUAACUGGAGCAGGAGGUUCGGGAAAGUCAACGUUGGCCAAGAAGUUUUGUUCUGAUGAGGAAGUUAAAGGUAAAUUCAAGGACAACAUAUUCUUCAUCUCCUUAGUGGAAUCGCCCAAGUUGAGCACCAUAGUGGAGAGACUGUUUGAACACAAUGGUUACGAGAAGCCACAGUUUCAAAGUGAUGAGGGUGCAGUUUAUCGAUUGGAAAAUUUGCUAAAACAGAUUGGAAAACAAUCCAUAUUAUUGGUCCUGGACGGUGUUUUGCCAGAGUCAGCAUCCCUAGUUGAGAAAUUCGUGUUUCAGAUCCCAAACUACAAGAUUUUAGUGACAUCAAGAUUUACAAUUAAAGGAUUUGGGCAGCCAAUCGUGUUGAAAUCACUGAAUGAAGCUGAUGCUUUACACUUAUUUCGCCACUCUGCAUCCCUGGACCAGACCAGCUCUAAUAUUCCCGAUACUAUUGUGCAGAAGAUAGCAAAAGGGUGCAGUGGUUCUCCCUUGGCACUUAUAGUAACUGGAAAAUCUUUAAGUCUUGAAGAACCAGUGGUUUGGCACAACAGGGCGAGGAUAUUGUCGAGGGGUCACUCUGUUCUUUAUUAUAGUUCUAGUAGCGAUGGGCUUCUUACUUGCCUCCAAAAAAGCUUUGAUGACUUGGAUGCUAAGCUUGCUGAGAGUUUUAUGGACCUGAGCUUAUUUCCUGAAGCACAGAAGAUACCCGCAGCAGCACUUGUUGAUAUUUACGCAGAACAGCGUGAUGAAGACGAUGACAUUGCAAUGGAGAAUAUCCAUGACCUCGUCAAAAGGAACGUGGCUGAUCUUGUUGUCACAAGGGAUACUACGAGUGGCACAGUUGACUACAAUUACCAUUAUGUUACGCAGCAUGGUCUUCUUCGGGACCUAGCCAUCCAUCAAACAAGAAAUUUGCCGACUGAGAAGAAGCAUAGGCUAAUAAUUGACCUCAGAGGGAACAAUAUCCCCAAAUGGUGGACUACACAGAAUGAGUAUCACAUUGCAGCCCACUCAUUAUCCAUAUCAACUGAUGAAGAAUUCACUUCAGAGUGGUGCAACUUGCAGCCAAAUGAGGUCAAGGUUCUAGUGAUGAACCUUAGAGAAAAAAAGCGCUCUCUACCACCGUUCAUGAAGAAAAUGAAUAAAUUAAAAGUCCUGACAAUAACGAAUUAUGACGUCAAUCGUGCUGAGUUGGAGAAUUUAGAGCUGCUUGAUUAUCUUUCUGAUCUCAAAAGAAUCAGGUUAGAGAAGGUUUCAAUUCCUUUCCUUAGCAAGACUGGAGUGCCACUGAAGAAUCUGCACAAGUUCUCUUUCUUUAUGUGCAAUGUGAACGAAGCCUUCAAAAACAACACCAUCAAAGUUUCUGAUGUGCUUCCAAAUUUGAAGGAGAUGAACAUUGAUUACUGUGAUAUGGAGGAAUUGCCGGCUGGACUCUCCGAUACUGUUUCCCUAAAGAAGCUAAGCAUCACAAACUGCCAUAAACUUUCAAAACUUCCUACAGGAAUUGGAAAGUUGGUGAAUUUGGAAUCAUUGAGGCUUACUUCUUGUACCAAAUUAGAAGAGUUGCCAGACAGCAUCACAAGCCUUCAUAAACUGAACUUUCUUGACAUUUCUGACUGUGUAAGUCUUAGGAUGUUACCAGAAAACAUAGGGGAGCUGGGUAGUUUAGAAAGGUUGAAUUGCAGAGGUUGCAACAGAUUGUCUGAAUUGCCAUACUCAGUGACGGACCUUGAGAGCUUAAGAGUGGUAGUAUGCGAUGAAGAGAGGGCUGCAUUAUGGGAACCUAUCAGAUCCAUGUUUAGUGAUCUAAAGCUAGAGGUAGUCCUAACUGAUUUCAAACUAGAUCCUCUUUUAUAACUUGCAUUCUGGUACUUGGUUUUGACAACACAAUCGCAUUAUUUGGAGGCAUGUAUAUGAUAUUCCGAGAACCAAAUCUGUGUACUUCAAAAUUAUUAGGAGCUUUUGUUGUUUUCUCUACAUUUUUUUGAGUGAUCACAUAAUUUUUUAGUAUGAAUUGUAAUUGAACGAUAUAAUAUAAAAAGUAUCCUGCAGCUCAUUGCU